Molecule: messenger RNA, 1038 nt
Organism: Annulohypoxylon truncatum
Lineage: Eukaryota; Fungi; Ascomycota; Sordariomycetes; Xylariales; Hypoxylaceae
Exons: 3
Coding region: 1-1038 (345 amino acids)
Source: RefSeq, a predicted model, not a curated record
AUGAGUUCUUCUCAACCAUCUCAAACCUCUCCCUCCCGCGACCAGGCUGAUGACGCUCGCCGGCAAAUCAUCAGCACCAUAAUUCCUUGUAUGAUUCUCGCAUUCGCCGCGUUGGCCAUGCGUCUUUCAUCUCGGCGUAUCAAACAUUCAAGGCUUCUCGUGUCUGACUACUUUGCUAUUGGUGGCCUAGUCUUCUCGUGGCUCGGGGCUCUGCUCAUGAUAGCUUGUGUUCCGUUCGGCCUCGGUUUGCAUAUCGAGUCUGUCCCAUUAGGCGACGUCCGCCAGAUCUUACUCAAUGUUUUUUUCGGGGAGAUGGCUUACGGCAUCAGCUUCACAUUAGUCAAGCUAUCCAUCAUUACAUUAUAUCGACAGCUGUUCCCCACGCGGUUUAUGCUCGCCAGCACCAUGGUCCUAGCUGUUGUAGUCAUUAUGUGGGGUAUUGCUGUUGUGUUGGUCUCUAUCUUCAGUUGCAAUCCAAUCCGAGGAUUCUGGGAUUCCGUUCUGCCAGACUACAAUGUGCCCACCAAGUGCAUCGACUCGAAAUGGUUUUACAUCGGGAUAUCCAUCUCUAACAUCCUUACCGAUGCCAUCUUACUAUGUCUCCCUAUGCGCGAUGUAUGGCGCCUUCGGCUACCCUGGCAUAGCAAACUUACCAUCAGCGGUGUCUUUGCUCUAGGGGCUUUCGUCGUUGCCGCGAGCAGCAUGCGCAUCUAUUUCAUGCUAAACCUGGAUUUCGAAGAUUUCUCAUUCUCUUUCGUUCAUGGCAUGAUUUGGUCAGCCGUGGAAAUGCUAAGCGCGGUCGUUUGUUGCUGUCUACCUUCAAUUCGGCCAGUGCUAGCCUGGUUGGCACAUAGAUCUAUCCGGCGGAGAUUUAGUAGCGAUUCGACGCCAGUAAUGAACACGCAUCACCGCUAUAAAUUACAAGCACGUCACGACCAAGAUGAUUUUGGCAGCCAAAGCACAGUCCUUGAUCUCGAGACUGGUUUCAGUCCUUCACAAACUAGCCGACCGGAAGACAGGCUCCUUGUCGCCAAUUGA